ACCGCAGUCUCUCUCACAGUGCACUCCUCCCUUAAACAGCCUCUGGAUUGGGAUCAGUCACAUAUGGAUCUAGGGCUUGAGCGCAUCACUCCUUUCCUUCUCCUCUGUCAGCAAAUCGAGCAGAUCGUCGCCUGUUAGCUGCAGAUUUCGAGAGCAGAAGAUAAGUGAGCGCGCCAAAGUGACGCAUUUCAGAGAGCAAGUGGGCGGCGCGCACGUGAGAUCCCUGCUCCGCUUCCAGGGUCGAGGCAGGACGGGAAAACCGCAAACACCGAGUCUGCCGUCCACGUCUAGCGGGGAUGGCGUCGCUGAGUUUGGGGCUUAAUCUGGCCCGCAAGCGUGGAUCUUCAAGGAGCGGCGCUGUGGAGCGGAGGAAUCUGCUCACCGUUUGCAGAUUCUCAGUGAAGACCUUGCUCGACCGCUCCUGCUAUGAGACCAUAGACGACUCCUCUCCUGAGUUCAUCAACUUUGUCUCCAUCCUGGAACACAUUCUCAGUAACAGACUUAAAGGUCAGACCACCUGGUUUGGUUAUGAGAGUCCUCGGAGCUUCUGGGACUUCGUGAGAGUGGCCUGCAGCAGGGUCCCUCACAGCUGCAUCAACAGCAUCCAGAGUAUGGAGAACAUCACCUCCUCCAGAGCCAAGGGCAGGGCGUGGAUCAGGGUGGUUCUGAUGGAGAAACGACUUUCUGAAUACAUCUCAUCAGCUCUGAGGGACUUUAAAACUACUAGGAGGUUCUAUGAGGAUGGGGCGAUCAUGCUUGGAGAGGAGGCUAGUCUGUUGGCAGACACUCUGAUAGGACUCAACACCAUUGAUUUCAGCUUCUGUCUGAAGGGGGAGGGGCUGGAUGGCACCUGUCCUGCUGUUAUCGACUACACCCCCUACCUGAAGUUCACACAGAGCUCAGACAGCAUCAGCAGUGACGAGGAGGAGAUGAGGACCCUGGGAAGCAGUGCCAGCGAGAGCAGCACGCCAGACAACAUGGUUGCCACGGCGGCGGCCAUCUUUACUGAGCAGAGCAGCUGGGUCAGCAAGUGUAAACGACUGGAACAGAAAUACAGCACUGUGCUGGAGCAGAAGGGCUACCUGCAGGAGCUGGUGUGCCUAAGAGAGUCCCAGCUGUCGGAGGCCGUGUCCCAGAACAAGGAGCUGCAGCACAGGCUGCUGGACACACACCUUGCCCACACCCUGGAGAAGGAGCAGCUGGAGUACAUCGUGCUAGAACUGCAGGACCAGCUGACCGUUCUGAAGAACCAUGACCUGCGGUCAAGACAGGAGCUGACUGCCCACCUGACCAAUCAGUGGCCCUCCCCUGGUGCCAUAGAAACCAACGCUGUUGCCUUGGGAACACUGUUGUACUGCAAGAGGGCAGGACAGUGGGAAGAGAGGAGUGUCCACACCCUGGAGCAGUCAGCUGAUAUGAGCUCAUCCCAAACCUCCCUGGAACCAUCACACUCCGUCAGCCUGGACACCAAACCAGCCACCAACUGGCCCCACCGUGGUAAGGAGGAGAGCCCCUCUCUCAGAGGCCUGUGUGGUUCCCUCACCUCAGUGACCAGUUACAAGUCUCUGGCCAGCCUCAAGUCCAGCGAGUGUCUAGCCAGUUCCGUCACAGACAUGACCAGCCCUGCCCCCACCCCCCCCCUACUGAAACAGCCUCCUCUCAUCUGGCCUGUGGCCGGUGGGGCGUCCCUGUUCUGUUCAGAGGAGCAGACCACACGGAGGAGCUGGACCCGAUGA
This is a messenger RNA of Hypomesus transpacificus, 1736 nucleotides long. RefSeq names its product RUN domain containing 3b (gene rundc3b). The transcript has 12 exons. Lineage: Eukaryota; Metazoa; Chordata; Actinopteri; Osmeriformes; Osmeridae. Bases 297 to 1736 code for a protein of 479 amino acids. The record is from RefSeq and is a predicted model, not a curated record.